Calypte anna (Anna's hummingbird) is the source of this 4903-nucleotide messenger RNA. RefSeq names its product HEAT repeat containing 6 (gene HEATR6). The transcript is spliced from 20 exons. The coding region runs from base 4 to 3525 and encodes 1173 amino acids. The record is from RefSeq and is a predicted model, not a curated record. NCBI's taxonomy places the organism in Eukaryota, Metazoa, Chordata, Aves, Apodiformes, Trochilidae.
GCCAUGGCGACGGUUCCGCCGGGAAGGCAGAAGAUGGCAGCGGUAGCAGCGGAGGAGCCGGACCCGGGCGGUUCUUUCCGCCGGUGCCUGGCCCGGCUGGGUGCCCUGCGGCCUCAGCUCGGUGCCGAGCGUCCCGACGAUGCCCGCCGUACCGAGCUGCACCUCCUCUUCGAUCAGCUCAUCUCCGAGAGCUGCGGGCCGGCGGCCGGGCCCAGCCCUCAGGAUGUUUGUGCUCUGCUUGUCCAAGCCUGUCAGCUGGUUCCCCUUGAGCAGGAACAUCUUGUCAGCAAAGUUUGUCAGCUUAUCCAUCACUCACUUAACAGAUUUCAGGUGAUGGUUGAUGAGCAGAACUUGAAUUUUCUUCUUUCCUACUGCAUCUCUGCUCUUAAGGAGUGCAGCUCUUGGACACAUGUUGAAAUCCUGCAAGCCUUAGCAGCUCUUGUUUACAAUAAUGGACCUAAAUGUCAGCAGUAUCUCCCGGAUCUGCUGGGCCAGACAGGGCUCUUGGUGCAGCUCAGUGAUUCUGCUCAGCCCGACGUGGAGCUCCGGAGGGCAGCGGUGCGCAGCAUGGCAAACCUGUGCCUCAGUGUGCCUGGACAGCCAUACCUGGAUGAGCCCUACAGAAGUGUCUGCUUCCAAACCUUUUUAAGUGUUCUGCAGUCCUCAAAGACCUCUGACAUAGAUGAUAUCACUUUUUGCUUGUUACUGCAGAGUGCACUGAAAGGUAUCCAGUCACUUCUAAAUGGUGGGAAGAUGAAACUGAUGCAGGCUGACCAAACUGGAGCUCUUCUUGCAGUAUUAAAGAAAUGUAUGUUUCAUGGGCUGCCAGGCCUGAGCAUAGAAGUGCCUCCAGCCUUGUACCCAGCUCCUCUGCCACAGUAUGACCGGAGCUCCCCCGUCAAACCGGACCCAUCGGAACCGGGAGCCUUGAAGCAGCCAGGGAACCGAAGAAAAAAGUCCAAGGGGAAGCAAAAGAAAGGAGAGUUUGGGGCAGAAGGAAGAGAAGAUUUGGGCAAUGCAGGAAAAGAAUCAGUUGUUGGAGCUGAAAUGCUGAAAUUACACUUGGGGGAUGUGCAGAAAAGUCCUUGUUCAGAUCCUCGAAGUCGUGCAUCAGAUGUUGCACAUGUGCCUGCUGGGAAGGAUCACUUGUCCUCACAUUAUCCAAGCUGGAAAAGAAUCAGCAGCAGUGAGUCAGAGUAUUCUGAUGCUGAAGGUGGAAUACAGAGCAAAAUGAGAUCCUAUCAAGCCAGUGUUCGUCAAGGGGCUCUGGCCUGCUUCCUCUCUGCUAUAAAAUCCAUAGAGAAAAGAGUUCUGUAUGGCUACUGGUCAGCAUUUGUUCCUGAUGCACCUGGUAUUGGCUGCCCCCAGUCUGUGUCCUUGAUGACUAUUGCUUUAAAGGACCCUUCUCCAAAGACCCGUGCCUGUGCUCUUCAGGUUCUCUCAGCCAUGCUGGAAGGUUCGAAGCAGUUUCUGUCAGUUGCUGAAGAUGCCCCUGAUCACAAGAGGGCUUUCACUCCCUUCUCUGUCACCAUGGCUUCCAGCAUCCGGGAGCUGCACCGCUGCCUGCUGCUCGCCCUGGUGGCAGAGUCCUCUUCUCAAACACUGACACAAAUAAUCAAGUGCCUUGCAAAUUUGGUUUCCAACGCACCCUACAGCCGCUUAAAACCCGGGUUGCUGACAAGAGUUUGGAACCAGAUAAAGCCCUACAUUUGUCAUAAAGAUGUUAAUGUCAGAGUGUCUAGUCUCACAUUAUUAGGGGCCAUCAUAUCUGCCCAAGCACCUUUACCAGAGGUGCAGUUACUUUUGCAGCAGCCCAGUUCCUCAGGGAUGAGUAACAGCGGCAGCACAACCCCGCACCGCUCCGCUGCUCCUGAGCAGUGGAGGAGAGCACUGCCCCCACGAGGGGAUCCUGCAGAUCCCCCACCAGGACCUGCAGCCUCAGAACCCUGCUGGCUUCUCCAGCUCUGUGUUUCCAUCGUCGUGCUGCCUCUAAUGGAUUCCUGUUCUGACACUGAUGCCAACUUACCCUCCAUCUCCAUUGUCUACGAGCCCUGUCCCCUUCGGCUGGAAUCCUUACAGGUGUUGGCCCUUCUUGUGAAAGGUUAUUUCUCUGUGGCUCAGAGCUACUUCCUAGAACUUGGAGAGGUGGCUUGCAUAUGCAUGGAAGAAAUGGAUCCAUCCAUUCAGCUUCAUGGAGCCAAACUCCUGGAGGAGCUGGGCACAGGGGUGCUGCAGCAGUACAGACCUGACUCAGGCACUGCCCCUGCUCAGAGAGUGCCAGUCAGUGUGGUUGUCACUUUCUGGACCAAGGUGUUAACUGGCCCCUUGCCUGGCACUCUCCAGAGCUCUCCACAUGCCACUCUGCAGACCAGUGCCUGUGAUGCCCUGUCCUCCAUCUUGCCAGAAGCUUUCAGCUGCCUGCAGAAUGACCAGCAGAUCCUGUGUGUCACACUGCUGCUUGGCCUCAACCACAGUGAGAACCCCCUGGUGAAAGCUGCUGCUGCACGAGCACUUGGGGUCUACAUCCUCUUCUCUUGCCUUCGGCAGGAUGUGAUGUUUGUGGCAGACACAGCCAAUGCCAUCCUGACCUCCCUCCAGGACAAAUCCCCCAACGUCCGUGCCAAGGCAGCUUGGGCCCUGGGCAACCUCACAGACACUCUGAUCAUCAACAUGGAAACGAUGGGACAGAGUUUUCAGGAGGAAUUUUCUGAUGUUUUGCUGUUGAAAAUGUUACGGUCUGCGACUGAAGCAUCCAAGGACAGAGACAAGGUGAAGAGCAACGCUGUCCGGGCCCUGGGCAACGUGCUGCAUUUCCUCCAGCCCUAUCACAUAGGUGACCCCAGGUUCAGGGAAGCCAUGGAGGAGGCUCUGCAGGCCCUGAUUGCCACUGUUGGGAGUGAGGCCACCAUGAAGGUGCGCUGGAACGCCUGCUACGCCCUGGGGAACGUGUUUAAGAACCCUGCCCUGCCCCUGGGAGAGGCUCCUUGGAGCACAGAAGCAUAUAGUGCCCUUUCCUCAGUAGUGAAGUCCUGCAAGAAUUUUAAAGUCCGCAUCAAAUCAGCCAUGGCCCUCUCCAUCCCUAGGGACAGGGGAUGCUAUGGCUCCACAGAGCAGUUCUGCCACAUCUGGAGUGCCCUGGUGGAAGCCUUGCAAAAGAGUGAGGACACUGAGGAUUUCCUGGAGUUCAAGUACAGUGCCAGCCUCAGGACACAGAUCUGCCAGGCCCUGCUGCAUUUGUUAAGCCUGGCAAAGAGCAGUGACCUGCCAGGUAUCUGGGAAACCCUGACAGAAAAUGGGGGUGCCAUCAAAUCCUACAUCCUGCAAUACCUGAAAUCUGGAGGGGAGGAAAAUGAAGGUGGAACACACACGGACUUGGACGAGAGGGAGAGAGCACUGAAAGGAGCCAUCCAACAUCUGGGGGGGCUGGAGGAACAGCUGGAGGGCAAAGCUUGGGCAAGAGUGUCUGGUUAUCUGGAAGAAGUCUUGGCCAGUCAUGCCAAUGCUGCUGAAUUAACAGAGGCUUAGAGAGAAACACCUCUUCCAGGGACCAAGAACUUGCCCAGGGCAGAACAACACUGUUCCUGCCACAGGGCAGGCAGGAGAGAAGUUCCCUGUUGGUGGUGUUAAGCAAUUGAUUUCAGAAUUGCUAAAAUUCUUCACAAUGCCUGAUGAGAAGAUCUGUAGAACCUUAUUAUUAUUUUUUAAUUUAUAUUUGUGUUUACAAAGUCUUAAGCUGUCCUCACUGUGGGUUUUUUGUACACUUAACUGUUAGAGUUGCCAUUUGGAAAACAAUUGCCUUUUCCUCCUUUGUAUGUUUUAUACCCCCAGCCUGUUCUCAGCCCAGCUGAAAGCAUCCUGUUCCUAGUGCUGCUGCCUUCAAAAUCACCUUUGUAAAGGAGGGGGAUGGAAGAAUUUUGUUUUCCUGAGCCCUGCAAAUGUUGUCACUCCUCUGUUCCUGCAAUAAACCCGAAUUUGCCAAUAUUUGAAUAAUAGCUUAGAGCAAACACACUCUGCCUUUACCUGUUGGUGUCCCUGCCUUCCCUCAGCCUGUCUUCCACAAACUCCACAUUCCUUGUUGCCAGGUAGGAUCCAGGUAGGAUCACAGAAUGGGAUGGAGCUCUGCUGUGUAAGCCAGAAAAUGCCAAGCAGAUCCUCCAAGGCUGGAACUCUGCCUCUCCCAGCAGUGCCUGGGCUCUCUCCUUGCCCUGGGGAGGUUCAGUGAUGUUCUAACCCCUGAGGGGUUUGUUCUGCCCCUCUCCCCUUCCUCCCCCAGCGUGUUCUUCUGUUUGCUGUGUGCUGAUAGCUGACCCUGGGCUCAGCUCUUGGGGGUUGCUGGGGACAAACUGACCCCCCCCCAGGAAUGAGCAGGGUCUCUGUGGGGCUGGGAGGGGAGUGCCUGCUCCCCCUGACCCCUGGGGGGUGUUUGAGCAGAGCUCAGCCCCAGCCCUGCCUCUCCUAAAAGCUUUUUGGGAUCUGCAGGCUUGGUCUGCUUUGUUUUUCCCUCCUCACUGCUGGUUUUGGUGGGGCUCAAGUGGUGUGGGAGGAUCCCAAACCUCUUCAGAGUGAUGGAGUCUUUUCUGUGAGGUGUUUGGGGCCUGAUCCCUGCCCAUUACCCCUGAAGACCACAGGGCCUGGGCUGGCUGCCCAGGUUUGCUGACAUCUGGAGCUGCCCCCAUGCUGUGCCACCCAAAAUACUGGGGGGACUCUGUCCAAAGCAUGGCCAGGCAGCAGACACAGGCUGUCCCCGUGCUGGAUGUCCCUGCCAGCAGCCCACACCCCAUCUCAGGGGGGUUGGAAUGGAGAAAUCCCUUAUCUUACAUGCCCAAGAAACAGCUGGGAGCUGCUGGGAUUCUCAACAGUGUGUAGCCAACCUCUUUGGUUCUAAUAAAAGCUUUUUAAAGUC